GCUCAAGCUUCUUCAAUAGCAAUCACACCAAAUCCCUCCAUUUCCUACUAGAGUUCAUUUCUCCUUGCUUCUUACAAACAUGGGUGUCGUCACUUACUCUCAAGAGUUCACAUCUGUCGUCGCUCCAUCGAGGAUGUUCAAGGCCUUGGUCCUUGACUCGCACAACAUCAUUCCCAAGAUUGUCCCCGGGGGCAUCAAGAGCGUCGAGUUCAUCGAGGGAGAUGGUGGAGUUGGCAGCAUUAAGCAAACCAACUUUGGCCAAAGCGCUCACAUCAAGUACACGAAGCACAAGAUCGACGCUCUUGAUGUUGAGAACUUUUAUUGCAAAUAUACUUUGAUUGAAAGUGAUGUCCAGUUCGACAAAAUCGACUUCAUUGUCUAUGAGGUGAAGUUCACAUCAGCUGAUGGUGGAUGUGUCUGCAAGAUGUCUAGCGACUAUCAUGUUAAGGAAGGUGCAGAGCUCAAGGAAGAUGACAUCAAGCAGGGCAAAGACAGGGCAAUGGGAUUGUUCAAGAUAGUUGAAGAGUACCUCUUGGCAGACCCCACUGUUUGUGCUUGAAUCAUCUUUUCAAAAUCCUUUGGAGUGAUUAUUAUUGGAAGUUGAGUGAUUUUUUUUUUUGAUUUUUGGUUGUAUGUUUCCUUUGGGCUCUAGCUUGGAGCUUUUGCAUGAGUAAUAGUUUUCUCUAGUGUCCUUCUAUGUUCUAAAGGAUUUGUCGGUUGUGUGUAAGGUCACAUCAAAAUAAAACUUGAAAGAGCGAUGAGCAAUU
This is a messenger RNA of Rhodamnia argentea, 767 nucleotides long. RefSeq names its product major strawberry allergen Fra a 1-3-like. The record is from RefSeq and is a predicted model, not a curated record. Gene Ontology annotation, cellular component: cytoplasm; nucleus. Gene Ontology annotation, molecular function: signaling receptor activity; abscisic acid binding; protein phosphatase inhibitor activity. The transcript has 3 exons. Bases 80 to 559 code for a protein of 159 amino acids. NCBI's taxonomy places the organism in Eukaryota, Viridiplantae, Streptophyta, Magnoliopsida, Myrtales, Myrtaceae. Gene Ontology annotation, biological process: abscisic acid-activated signaling pathway; defense response.